AUGCGGCCGAUCCGCUUCCUGCUUACCAUCGUUUCUUGCUCCGCUGCCUUUCUCCUUCUCCUCGCCGUCGGACCAUGGCAAACCUCUGCUGAAGAGAGUUACCAAGCUCGAGGAAACUUUGGAGCCUUCUUCGACUGGCGAACACCCUCCUCGCUGUUCCCGCCCUCCGCCAUAAUCAGCAUCACUGAUGACAAUUCCACAAACUUCCUCGCCAGACCCGCAGCGUUCGGACCUCUGCUGCCCGCCAGUAGCCUGAGUGGGCAGGUGUGGAUAGGUAGCGGCUUUGGUGACGAUCACCUGGGAAGAGGUGGCUCAGGCGCUGGCGCCGGAGGCGAACUGGGCUGCAGUGAUGUACCCGGCUGGGACGAUGGGGCGUGGUAUGGUGCAGGGAACAGAAAGCAGGGCUUAGGUGAGGGUAGAAAGAGCGCGUCAGACUCCCAGUCUGCUGGUGGCAAGAGCAAGAUUAAGAGGAGCUCCACUAUGGAACAGCAGGACGAGGAAGAUGCGGCGAUGGAACGCCCGGCUGAGAAUGACGGCACAGACGACUAUCUCCACCAUCCGCUGACGGUGUCUGGAGCAAAGGGAGACUCUCUUGCUAACACGAAGAAGUCCACUCAUGCGGAUAUUCAAUCACUGCAAGAAAGUGCCGAGAUAGCCGGGAAAAUCGUUCUGCUCAGCCGUGGCGGCUGUGGGUUUCUUGAAAAGGUCAAAUGGGUGCAAAGAAGAGGCGGCGUUGCGUUGAUUGUGGGAGACAAUGUCCGUGGCGGCCCGCUCGUGACAAUGUACGCUCGCGGCGAGACUUCAAACGUGACCAUACCUUCCGUCUUCAUCUCGCACAUGACAGCACAGCUGCUAUCCAGCUUGAUGCCGACUGGCRGUCUYGCUGGCUAUGAAGAGGACUCCAGCAGACUGGGUGUGGCUCCCAGCAAAGUCGAUGGCAAGGUCAAGAUCAAGGGCGGCAAGAAAGCCGCGGACAAGCCAUCGUUUACUACCACAGUUGCAUAUUCACGACCCAUUGCUACRGCAAAGGCUGUCAAGGUGGAGAAGGUGGAGAUGACGGGAGAAGAGCGUAAAGAUGCUCAUUCGAAACACAUCGGCUGGUUCGCCUCCUGGCUUGGCAACAAUCUGGAGCAACCUGAGGACAGCCGACGUCCACCUAACAGUGGAAACAUCGGCCUGGUCCUGCAUGAAGAGGUCGAAGAUGAAUUGACCGGCGAAAAGAUUAUCAAGCCAGCUACCACUUCCACCACGUCAGCAACACCCUACUCCACUCCCAAACACAGCUCUGGCGAUGGCUUCGUGAUUGGCGUGCAGGAUUGGCGGGAUCCUGAUCUCGUCGCUGAGCAAAAGGAGCAGCAAUUGGGCCUUCCAGACGACUCGUCAUCUUCGACAUCAACAGUGGUACCAAUCGCGGACGUGAAGGGUACRGAUGUGCCGAUUUCGCCUUUGGAAGGUGGAAGCAUCACCCCAAGCAGCGGCGAAUACGCGAAAUCUAACCACAAGGCCAUCGACAUCCCACAUGCCACAGAGUCUCAUUCGGAAGACAUCAUCACUACGUCUCACCAGACAAGCCCGGAUGAUCAUCCGGACUCGUCACGCAGCUGGCUAGGUCGGCUAUUGUACCACUCCAACCCCAGCAAGUCCGCCAAGACUGGCUCCAUUCUGCAUGAAGCUGCACCACAAGCUGUUGUCGAUCCCGCAGCACAUCAUGUAAAGACCGGCAGCAGCCCAGAUGUGUAUCACUCCGACACCUUAUCUACUGAUGAACCGCAGGUUCACGAAGGACUAUGGGUGACUCUCUCGCCCGCUUCCAUGUCUUCUUCACCUUUCUUCGGCACGCUUCUGGUGUUGGUCGUAUCUCCGUUGGUGACACUCACCGUCGUCUACGCUCUACUGUUAUUGCGCUCACGAAUUCGCCGUCGACGAUGGCGGGCUCCUAAAUCAGUCGUGGAGAGACUGCCUGUCAGGAYAUACCAGACCAUGCCGAGUGGAACCACAAGCUCGACAACUUCUUCGGUGGCAUCGCUCGCUAAUGCAACCACGCCACUGCUGCCGACUGCUUCUCGGCCGAUCAGUACGCAAGCCAGACCACGUGCGCGAACAGCCUCGGAAGUACCACAGGGCUCUUCUUCGCUUUCAGACGGCAUGGYAAGUCCUUCGCUCGAACAGGUUGAAGAGAAGCGCGCCGCCGGUCUGGCAGAGUGGCGAAGAAGAUAUGGUGGUAAGCAGAGAGAGUGCGUCGUAUGUCUGGAUGAGUAUGUCGAUGGGGUGAGCCGCGUCAUGAGCCUUCCUUGUGGUCACGAGWUCCACGCGGAGUGCAUCACACCAUGGCUCACCACGCGCCGCCGUACCUGCCCCAUAUGCAAAGGUGAUGUCGUUCGUUCUCUGGCACGCUCCGCGGGUUACACGUGUCCAGGCUCCGGAGGUUCCUCUCAUUCUCCAGAGCAUUUCCACGACGAUGAAGAGCAUGGGGAAGGUGAAGCAGAGAGUCACGCUGCUGAGUCAGAAGCCUUGCAGGAGCAGGUCGCUGUCACGGUGAAUGAUGAACCGACUGCGCAGCUUCCGGUUAGCAGGGAGGACGAGGCUUUUGAGGAUUUGGAGCGGGGUCUGGAUAGACGGCGAUAG
This is a messenger RNA of Ramularia collo-cygni, 2625 nucleotides long. RefSeq names its product related to PA and RING finger domain protein. The record is from RefSeq and is a predicted model, not a curated record. The transcript is spliced from 2 exons. Bases 1 to 2625 code for a protein of 874 amino acids. Lineage: Eukaryota; Fungi; Ascomycota; Dothideomycetes; Mycosphaerellales; Mycosphaerellaceae.